Vidua chalybeata is the source of this 2188-nucleotide messenger RNA. RefSeq names its product dual adaptor of phosphotyrosine and 3-phosphoinositides 1 (gene DAPP1). Bases 1 to 1002 code for a protein of 333 amino acids. Lineage: Eukaryota; Metazoa; Chordata; Aves; Passeriformes; Viduidae. The transcript is spliced from 9 exons. The record is from RefSeq and is a predicted model, not a curated record.
AUGACGUUUUUGAGGAGGCUGGAGGCGAACCUGGACUUCUUGCUGGACCCCUUCCCGCUGCCCUCCGCCGCCGGCGGCUCCCCAGCCUCGGCGGCAUCGCCGAGGUCCAGCAGGGUCACCACCCGGGAGCCCGCCCGCAGCCGACGCGGCGUUUCGACAUGGGCAAUCUCCCCGUCGAGCUUGCUGACCACGAACUCGAGGGCUUUGGUCUGCGAGCGGCCGGAGCGCAGCAGGCUGGGCUCGGCUCUCGGUCCCAGACUGCCGCACUUGAGGUCCAGGUGGUACCAUGACAAUCUCACCCGACACGCAGCAGAAGCGCUGCUGCUCUCCAACGGGAAGGAUGGGAGCUAUCUUUUGAGGAAGAGCAAUGAAAGGGAAGAUCUGUACUCCCUCUCUGUAAGGGGUAAAGAUUCUGUGAAACACUUCCAUGUUGAGCACACAGGAACUUCAUUCAAAUUUGGAUUUAAUGAAUUUUCUAGCUUGAAGGAAUUGGUCAUGCAUUUUGCAAACCAGCCUUUAAUUGGAAGUGAAACAGGAACUUUAAUUGUAUUGAAGCAUCCCUACCCACGGCAAGUGGAAGAACCUUCCAUUUAUGAGUCUGUCCGAGUUCACACGGCAAUGCAGACGGGAAGGACAGAAAGUGACCUUGUCCCAAAUGCUCCCUCACUUGGUACCAAAGAAGGAUAUUUGAUAAAACAAGGCAAAAUAGUCAAGAGCUGGAAAACAAGGUGGUUUACACUGCAUAGGAAUGAACUUAAGUACUUCAAAGACCAGACAGCUACGGAACCAAUUCGAGCACUUGACUUAACUGAAUGUUCAGCUGUGCAAUUUGACUAUUCCCAGGAAAGAGUCAAUUGUUUCUGUUUAGUGUUCCCACUAAGGACAUACUACCUGUGUGCAAAAACUGGGAUAGAAGCUGACGAGUGGAUUAAAAUCCUGCGGUGGAAACUGUCACAAAUACGGAAGCAGCUGGAGGAGCGCAACGCCACCCUCCGUUCCUAGCUGUGUGCCAGCACUCCUGCUCCACUGGCAGGAAUUGCCUCUCUCCACCGGGAAGGCAUUGCUUACCAGGGGGCAGUCUCACGUCUCCAGUGCUGUCUGUGCCCCCACACAGAUGUCACCCAGCUCUGCACGCACGGGAUCCGGCAGCUCUGGGUGCUCUGGGGCUGCUGAGUCACGCGUGGGGAUGGUUGCAGAACCAGAGUGUGGGUUCGAUACGUGUGGUGUAUGCCUGUAAUGCACUUAAUUUGAACACCUGCCAUCUAAUCACAGGAGUGGUCACUGUUCAAAACUUCUGGGGUUAUUCGGAGCACUCAUUAAUUUAUUGUAAGCUGCAUUACAACUAAGCAUCAGUAUCAUAUUCUGUAACCUUGAACCUUUUAUUUAAAACAGGUCCUUUCUGGAAACAUUAAAUACCUUUUUAUUGCCUGUUUAGGCUUUAAACUGAAAGAAAAAUGACAGAAUUACAUUUUGUAAAUAGUAUCUAUAUUGCAAUCCAGAGAGUAGUAUUUCAAGGCCCUUUUCAAAGUGACCAAUGUGUGACACUUAGUUCUGGUCAAACACGUUUUUAUAUGGGUUAGCUUUAUACCACAGUGAUGGCUACAAGGGUAUGUUUGUGUCAAACAGCAUCCGUAGGUAACGGUGAGCAGCAUCAUGUAAGCACACUUGUAUACAAACCACGGUUAUGAGAAACAGUAGCUGCUUCCUGGCAGCCAUAGGACACACAUUUAACAGCGUUGUGGCUUACUAGAGAGACAAGAAGUGGGAUCCCAUGAUGUUGGUGCUGUACUCUAAAUAGAUGUUACAUUUUGGAACCAAAGUUUGACACACUGGAGAGGCUCAAGACCAGAUUGACCCAGCUGCAAGAUCCCCUGAGCAAUCCUGUGCCUCCUCAAGGGCUGGGCAAAGAGGGGGGACCCUCUCUCCCUGCACAACAAUCAAAUUUAUGCUGAAACAGCACAUACAAACCUCUCCUGCUAUGCAACACUGCAGUCUAUGUUUGGUAUAGCUCAUACAGAAGGUGUUUUGUAAUUGCCUUUACUGGGAGAAGAGUGCAGAAGAGGAAAGCAAAAGCACAUUGACAGAAGAAAGAAAAUCUAGAUUUGGAUAUAUAAAUAGCAUUUUAUUUCAACUUAGAAAUUCAAAGUAUUUGUAAAUAUUUUUAUACAGACUGUUUUCUGAAUAAAAU